Molecule: messenger RNA, 339 nt
Organism: Mucor mucedo
Lineage: Eukaryota; Fungi; Mucoromycota; Mucoromycetes; Mucorales; Mucoraceae
Exons: 1
Coding region: 1-339 (112 amino acids)
Source: RefSeq, a predicted model, not a curated record
AUGCUGACGCCUGUCUCCUUCGGUUUUGGCUGCGAAGCCAUUACUCAAGGCUAUCUUGAGACUGACGUUGGUUCUCUCGGUUUUGGUCGAGACUGUUCGUCUUCCGUCGGCUCGUCCUUGGCCUUUGGUCAAGCUUUUCCUCCUGGUGACUUUGCGGCUUCCAGUGGUAGCUUGCCUGCGGUUGCUUCCGCAAUGGAGGUUGAUGAUGUUUCUGUCCCUGUUUCUGGGAAAUCUGGUGUCUUCGACACUUUUUUUAUUAUUUAUUAUAUUAAGCAUGAAAGUGGUUUAGCACCGUGUUUAUUUGUAACAUUGAAUGUAUAUGAAUAUUUGUGGUAUUAG